AUGGUGUCCGGCUCAGGGAUCUGCUCGAAGCGAGUGGUGGUCGACGGACGACACCACAUGCUCGGUCGUCUGGCGUCGGUCGUAGCCAAGGACCUCCUGAACGGCCAGCGAAUAGCCGUCGUACGCUGCGACGAGAUCGCCAUAUCGGGAGGCCUCGUCAGGCAGAAGAUGAAGUACAUGAGGUUCCGGCGAAAGCGUAUGAACACUCAGCCUUCUCACGGCCCCAUCCACUUCCGUUCUCCCGCCAAAAUCUUUUGGCGCACUGUCCGAGGGAUGAUCCCGCACAAGACGAAGCGUGGAGCUGAGGCUCUGGCGCGGUUGAAGGCUUACGAGGGCAUUCCUCCGCCGUAUGACAAGACGAAGAGGAUGGUUGUUCCUGACGCUCUCAAGGUCUUGAGGCUUCAGAAGGGCCACAAGUACUGCUUGUUGGGUCAGCUUUCGUCUGAGGUUGGAUGGAACCAUUUUGACACCAUCAAGGCUCUAGAAGAGAAGAGAAAAGAAAGGGCUCAGUUGGCAUAUGAGAGGAAGAAGCAGCUAACCAAACUUAGGUUGAAGGCUGAAAAAUCUGCAGAGGAGAAGCUUGGUUCCCAGCUCGAAAUCCUGGCUUCGGUUACCUAUUAA
This is a messenger RNA of Prunus armeniaca (apricot), 621 nucleotides long. Lineage: Eukaryota; Viridiplantae; Streptophyta; Magnoliopsida; Rosales; Rosaceae. The record is from the annotation of a GenBank genome assembly.